AUGGACAUUACUGAUUCGAGCGCUGAAGAAAUUCUGUCAGUAACUCUACCAACAGAAACUGUGAAGAUUCAAAAAACUUCCUUAUUCAUUGAGCUUCUGCUCAAUUUAUGUGCUUAUCCAUUUAUUGCAAUAUUUAUGAAAAGUGUCAUCGUCAGAAAGGAAUUUCAUCGUAAUUUAAAAUUACUGCUCUCGAAUAUUCCAGUGUUUUUGAUGCUUAUGCUUAUGACUCGAAUGAUUUUGCUUGUUCACAAACUGCAGUUUAUUAACGUUGAACCAUCGCUCCGAAAACGGCUGGAACAAAUAUGCAACUGCGUAAUGUUAGAAAAGGGACUGUGUAUUUUAUCAAUAUCACUGGAACGGUUCGUUGCAUUAUACUACACGAAACGUUACGAAAACUGUGCCUAUCCGGUUCCCUUUUUUGGCAUUGGCCUCACCAUUACACAGGUAAUUCUUGGUUAUACUAAGUGA
Gongylonema pulchrum is the source of this 468-nucleotide messenger RNA. NCBI's taxonomy places the organism in Eukaryota, Metazoa, Nematoda, Chromadorea, Rhabditida, Gongylonematidae. The record is from the annotation of a GenBank genome assembly.